Molecule: messenger RNA, 3584 nt
Organism: Megalops cyprinoides (Indo-Pacific tarpon)
Lineage: Eukaryota; Metazoa; Chordata; Actinopteri; Elopiformes; Megalopidae
Gene: col28a1b
Product: collagen, type XXVIII, alpha 1b
Exons: 34
Coding region: 10-3582 (1190 amino acids)
Molecular function (GO): serine-type endopeptidase inhibitor activity
Source: RefSeq, a predicted model, not a curated record
GGGGGUAACAUGGCAAAAAGCAUUGCACUGUGCCUUUUACUGCUGGCACUUUCUGAUGUGUCCAGAAGCCAGGGCAGACGAAGGAAGGGUCAGAGAGCCAACAACCUCAUCGUCAGAGAUGAAGGACUUAGUAUGAUAUGCUCGAUGAACAUUGCGUUCAUCCUGGACAGCUCUGAGAGCGCUAAAACGUUCCUUUUUGAGAGGCAGAAGGAGUUUGUACUCAGCAUCAGCAGCCGAAUCAUGCAGAUGCAGCUGGAGGGCUGGAAGCUGAGGAUCAGGCUGGCUGCCCUGCAGUACAGCAGCACAGUCUCAGUGGAGCACAACUUCCUGGACUGGCAGGACCUGGAUGUCUUCCAGAGCCGGGUCAACGGCAUGGCCUACAUCGGCCACGGCACCUACUCAUCCUACGCUAUCACCAACGCCACACAGCUCUUCCUCCAGGAGACCAAGCCCGACAGCGUGAGGGUGGCUCUGCUCAUGACGGACGGGGUUGACCAUCCUCGGAACCCCAACGUCAUUGGCCCCGCUGCCGAAGCCAAGAGUUACGACAUUAAGCUGUUCGCUAUUGGGCUGUCGGACCUGGCGCGAGAAAGCCCAAACAGCGCCAAGCUUAGGUCCAUUGCCAGCAGCCCACACCAGCAGUAUGUUCUCAGUCUGACAGACAGUCUGCUGGAGGAGAAGCUCCUCAGAGAGCUGAGUAUCAUCGCCAGGGAUGGAUGUUCACAGCCAAAUGGAUGUCUGUGUGAAAAAGGAGAGAGGGGUUUUCCCGGUCUCCCAGGAAAAAAAGGAGAUCCAGGAUAUGAAGGAGCCCAAGGCCCAAAAGGAUCUAAGGGCGAACCUGGUGUCAAUGGCCGUCCAGGAAAUGAGGGUAUCGAGGGAAGGCCUGGUUUUAAAGGUGAAAAGGGGGAGAGAGGUGAAUGUGGUGCCCCUGGGGUCAAAGGAGACAAAGGUCUUGAGGGGCCUCCAGGGCCACAAGGAUUCAGAGGAGAGCAGGGUCAAACAGGACCGUCUGGAGAUCAAGGUCCAGAGGGACAGCCAGGACCCAAAGGAGACCGUGGACCAACUGGAGCAUCUGGGCCGCCUGGUGACAUUGGCAUCGGAUUCCCUGGCCCAAAGGGGGAUAAAGGCAACCAGGGAAGGCUUGGACCCAUUGGUCCCCCUGGAGUUGGGGAACCUGGCGCGACAGGUCCUCCAGGGCCUCCAGGAGCACAGGGAGAUCCAGGGGCCGCAGGAGAGGGUCUGCCAGGGGCCAAGGGCGAUCGAGGAUUCGAUGGCCCCAGGGGCGCACGUGGACCUCCAGGUGUGGGAUUGAAGGGUGAGAAGGGAAAUUCGGGACCUCCGGGAUUGCCAGGACCUGUAGGGUUUCCAGGAGCAGGGAUUCAAGGAGAAAAGGGGGAUCAAGGCCUAGUCGGCCCCCCAGGUGCCAGAGGGCCACCAGGGGUGGGAUUACUUGGCCCAAAGGGGAACCAGGGUUUUCCAGGAGAACCAGGUCCCCAAGGGGAGAGAGGAGUUGGAGAGCCAGGGCCCAAAGGUGACCCUGGAGCAGAGGGGUCAUCUGGACUUCCUGGUAUCCCAGGAGAAGAUGGCAGUGUGGGGCCCAAGGGUGAAACAGGGUUACCCGGUCCCCGGGGUCCAGAAGGUGCUCCUGGAAAAGGUGUCCCAGGAGAGAAGGGGGACCAAGGUGACAGAGGACCCAGGGGACUUGCCGGAUCUGUAGGACCUAUGGGGCCAACAGGGUCAAAGGGAGAACCAGGAAGUAUUGGGCCCAUUGGAGCACCUGGACCACCUGGGCGGGGUAUACCUGGUGCCAAGGGAGACCUCGGUCCCGUUGGGCCAGCUGGACCAGUGGGAGAACCAGGAAUUGGGAUUGCUGGACCUAAGGGUGAAAGGGGAUUACCUGGACCCAUUGGACCACCUGGGGUGAAAGGGGAUGGCUUCCCUGGUGCACCGGGGCCCCCAGGGCUACCAGGACUACCAGGAGAACUGGGACCUGAAGGAAAAGGAUUACCUGGACCAAAGGGCGAUCGGGGUUCUACAGGCAGUCCUGGACCUCCUGGACCACCAGGAAUUGGACAGAUGGGUCCCAAGGGCUCUACUGGCCAGAGUGGCCCACCUGGUCCACCGGGUUCACCUGGAGAAGGUAUUCAGGGGCAGAAGGGUGAGUCUGGAUUUCAGGGGCUCCCAGGACCCAGGGGGCCCCCAGGAGAGGGCCUUCUUGGUGAAAAGGGAGAGAGAGGACUCCCUGGUGACCGUGGUCGAAAGGGGGAAAAAGGAGAACUUGGAGAACCAGGAGCAAUGGGACCCAUGGGCAGACUUGGACAAAAAGGAGAACCUGGCUUAACGAGAGAAGAAGUUAUCAAAAUAAUCAGAGCAAUCUGUGGUUGCGGUGUGAAAUGUCGGGAGAGCCCGCUGGAGCUCGUCUUCGUCAUUGACAGUUCAGAAAGCGUGGGGCCUGAAAACUUCAACAUGGUGAAAGAUUUUGUGAACACCCUGAUUGACCGUGUGUCAGUGAGCCGGGAGGCAACCCGUAUAGGCGUCGUCCUCUACAGUCACAUCAAUGUGCUGGUCUCCAGCCUGCAGCAGCAGUCCAGCCGUGAUGACAUCAAGGCUGCCGUUCGGAGGAUGCCAUACCUGGGCGAGGGCACCUUCACGGGCAGCGCCAUACAACUUGCCAACCAGAUCUUCCAGGCCGCACGCCCUGGGGUACGGAAGGUUGAGAUUGUCAUUACAGACGGACAGGCCGACAAGCGAGACUUAGUGAGGCUGGAGGACGUCGUGAAGGAAGCCCACGACUCCAAUAUUGAGAUGUUCGUGAUCGGGGUGGUCAAUAAGAGUGACCCUUUUUACUUGGAUUUUAAAAACGAGCUGAACACCAUUGCCUCUGAUCCCAAUGAAGAGCAUGUCUACCUGAUUGAGGACUUCAUGACACUUCCAGCCCUGGAGGGUAAACUGCUGAGUCGGAUCUGUGAGAGUGAAGAGAUGCCCCUGUUCAGCUCAGUGCCCAGCUCACCGCUCCCCCCAGGCAUUGUCCCUGACUUCGAGCCUCCCCCGGAGAUAGCAGAGAGGACAGACACCCCCAUUUUCAAUGGCGAUUACAACAGGAUAUACAAAGAGCCAGGACCUCCGGGAGAGCCAGAGCGCCCAACUUUCCCAAAAACCGUGAAGCCGAGCAAGACCAACAACAACCACAAGAGAAAUGUUACCAGAAUAGUAUCUUUUGAUGGAGAACCACUCAAUGGCCUAACAGAUCUGUACCCACCAUCGCCAAAUAAUAAUAACCGCAGGAAUCAUCGCCCCCCCAGUAUUUCGGUGCCGGGUCCUCAGUUCCCCACAAAGCGGCUUUUCACCCCGGAGGCAACCCUGCCACCACCUACCCCGCCGCCUCUACCCGUGGUGGAGAAUAAAUAUGAUCCAGGCUGCAAACAGGCUUUGGACCCAGGUCCCUGUCGACAGUAUGUGGUGAAAUGGUACUACGACUCCACAGCAAACGCGUGUGCCCAGUUCUGGUUUGGUGGUUGCGAGGGAAACAGAAACCGGUUUGACACUGAGGACAACUGCAGGAAAACCUGCGUUAGAAUAUAAAG